Molecule: messenger RNA, 3712 nt
Organism: Olea europaea var. sylvestris
Lineage: Eukaryota; Viridiplantae; Streptophyta; Magnoliopsida; Lamiales; Oleaceae
Product: filament-like plant protein 4
Exons: 6
Coding region: 221-3517 (1098 amino acids)
Source: RefSeq, a predicted model, not a curated record
CUGACACAUAAAGCAGAAUAUUUUAGCUCCCCUACCCCACCCCGCUCCUCGCCACCACUUCCACCACCGUCUCCUCCCUCCAAAAACACGCACACGCACACAGUAAAAGUGCAGCAUUUUCAAACCCAGAUCUUAAUUUUUCUUAUUUUAGCUUAAAUUCCCAAGCUGGACGCAAAUUGGCUUUUGCUAGCAAUUAUACUUAACUGACAAAUAGCAUAUAAUGGAUAAAAGAAGUUGGCCCUGGAAGAAAAAAUCAUCUGAAAAGCAAGUGGCUGAGAAAUCACUUGCAAUUGUGUCAGGCAUUCCUACUUCCCCUCCCAAUGUAGCGGCAACUCAGGCUGACCAGGCUAAACAGGAUAAUAGUAAAAAAGCAAAGCAUGUCCAAAUUUCAGUGGAGUCAUAUACACAUCUAACUGGAUUGGAGAAUCAAGUGAAGUCAUAUGAGGAACGAGUGAUGACUUUAGAGGAUGAAGUAAGGGAAUUAAACAAAAAACUAUCUGAAGCUAAUUCAGAAAUAAUUAAUAAAGAAAAUCUGGUGAAACAGCAUGCCAAAGUUGCUGAAGAAGCUGUCUCAGGUUGGGAAAAGGCUGAGGCAGAAGCUUCAGCAUUGAAAAAUCAUCUGGAAUCUGUCAUGCUGUUAAAGCUUACUUCUGAAGAUCGGGCAUCACAGUUGGAUGGUGCUCUUAAGGAAUGCAUGAGGCAGAUACGAAAUUUGAAGGAAGAGCAUGAACAAAAGUUGCAUGAAGUUAUUCUUAACAAAACAAAACAGUUUGACAAGAUGAAGCUUGACCUUGAAGCAAAGAUAGCUAAUUUGGACCAAGCAUUACUCAGGUCUGCUGCUGAAAAUGCUGCACUAUCGAGGUCUUUGCAAGAACGCUCCAAUACGCUGAUCAAGCUAAGUGAAGAGAAAACACAAGCUGAGGCAGAGAUAGAACAUUUGAGAACCAACAUUGAGUCCUGUGAGAAGGAAAUAAAGUCACUCGAUUAUGAGCUCCAUAUUGCCAGUAAGGAGAUUGAAAUUCGUAAUGAGGAGAAGAACAUGAGUGUGCGGUCUGCAGAUGCAGCAAACAAACAGCACCUGGAAGGAGUAAAGAAAAUUGCUAAGCUUGAAGCAGAAUGUCAAAGGUUACGAGGUCUUGUUCGGAAGAAAUUGCCAGGUCCUGCUGCACUAGCCCAAAUGAAACAUGAAGUUGAGAACCUCGGCCGAGACUAUGGAGAAUCCCAUUUAAGAAGGUUUCCAAUAACGCCUCCUUCUCCGCACUUGUUUCAACUUCCUGAAUUUUCACUUGACAAUUUGCAGAAGUAUCAGAAAGAGAAUGAGCUACUUGCAGAACGUCUAUUGGCAAUGGAAGAAGAAACAAAGAUUUUGAAAGAAGCAUUGUCGCACCGUAAUGACGAACUACAAGCCUCUAGGAGUAUAUGUGCCCAGACAGCUAGCAAGCUUCAAAGUUUAGAGGUGCAAAUGCAAGCUAACAGUGAGGAGAAAAGUUCUUCCAAAUCCAAUAUUCAGCUUGCAAUUGAUGGGUUGUAUAGUCAAAAUUGUAACGAUUCAGCAAGCUUGAUCUCCAGGGCUGGAGAUGGCAAUGAUGAUGAUGCUGUUUGUUCUGGGUCAUGUGCUACAGCAGUGACGUCUGAACUCUCUAAUUUCAAGAUGCAAAAGUAUGUUGAUUGUUUACAAAAAUCUGAAACUGCAAGUCACUUGGACCUUAUGGAUGACUUUCUGGAGAUGGAGAAAUUAGCACUUCUGUCAAAUAAUUCAAAUGAAGCAGUUUCCAGGGCAGAUACAUCUGGUAAUAUAUCCAAUGCAAGAUCUGGAAUUGUGAACCAUGAUAUGGUAGAAGUCACCACAAGCCCAGAUGCCCAAUCUAGUCAGCAUCAUAAUUCAAAAGCUCAAAAACAUCCCAAGGAAGAAGCAACUGCAUCAAGUCCUCAACUCCAAGUAUACCAGCCUAUUUUUCUGAAACUCCAAUCGAAGAUUUCGGUGCUUAAAUCAAUGUCUACGGAGAAGGACAUGGAAGGAUCUUUGGAGGACAUUUGUCGUGUUGUUCAGGAUUUUCUGGAUACUCUCCAUCACCAGUCGGUGAAUUGUGUUGAUGAGGUGACUCAUUGUCCUGCAACUCCAAGUUAUCACCAGACCUUUGCUGAGUAUCCUGCAAUUCCCGUGGAAAGGGAAAUGCUUUUGUCUGGAGAAGGCAAACCAUGUACUAAGUCUGCACAUACCACUAACCAAGAGGUAGAAGCUGCAAUUUCUCAGAUCUAUGCCUUUGUAAUGAAUCUUGGCAAAGAAGCUAAGGCUGUUGUGGGAAUAUCUCCAGAUGUAGUAGCGUUGAAACAAAAACUGGAUAUAUUCUCUGCCAAAUAUAAUGACAGCAUUAGAAGUGGUACAAAUCUGAUGGAUUUUGUUCUAGAUCUUUCUCAAGUGUUAAACAAAGCAGGUGUGCUUCAAUUUAAUGUCCUUGGAUAUAGAAGUUCUGAAGUGGAAAAUGGCAGUUAUGACUGUAUUGAUAAGAUCGUGUUACCAGAGAACAAGGGUGUAGUGGACUCAUUGGGGAAGAGAUAUCCGAAUGGUUGUGCCCACUUUUCUGAUACUACUUCUGAUCCUGACAUUUCACAUGAUGGAAAUCUUGUUCCAACCUCCGAAUCAACAACCCCUUUGUGGGAAUGCUCUUUGGAAGAGUUUGACCAAUUGAAAUUGGAGAGAGAUAAUAUGGCAAUUGAUCUUGCUACAUGUACUGAAAACUGGGAAAACACCAAGUCUCAGUUGCUUGAUACUGACCAACUUCUCACUGAGGUAAAGUCACAAUUAACAUCGGCGCAAAAAUCGAACAGGUUGGCUGAGACUCAGCUCAAAUGCAUGGCAGAGUCGUAUAAAUCACUUGAAACACGGGCAGAGGAGAUACAGACUGAAGUAAACAUCCUCCAUAGUAAAAUAGAAAGCUUGGACAAUGAGUUACAAGAGGAGAGAAGAAGUCAUCAAGAUGCAUUGACCAGAUGCAGAGAUCUUCAGGAGCAGCUGCAAAGGACUGAGUGUGCAGCAGCUGAUAUUGAUGCCAAGACUAACCAGGAGAAAGAGUUGGCAGCUGCUGCAGAGAAGCUUGCAGAGUGUCAAGAAACGAUAUUUUUUCUUGGUAAGAGGUUGAAAGCUUUACGUCCUCAAACCGACUCUAUAGGUUCCCCACAUAGUCUGAAAAGUAAGAAGAGCGAAGCCUCUACUGAAGAAGAGCCAAUUAUAAGUGGCUUGAAUUUGCAAGAUAUUGAUCCAGCAGAAAUGAAUGCCUCCUCUUCCAUCAACUUGCAGAGGGCUUGCUCCGACUCCCCCCCAGAUCUUUACAGUGUCCCGUUUAGUCCAUCCGACUCUGAAGUAUACAGUUUCUUAGGGUCGCCAAUCAGUUCAAAGCAUAGAAAACACCACCCAAACCAAUCAGGCUCCUCUUCCGCGUCAUCUACCCCUACGCCAGAGAAACAUUCUCGUGGAUUUAGCAGAUUUUUCUCCUCGAAAGGAAAGAAUGGUCUGUAGUUCUUGCGCCUCAAUAGAUUUAUUGCAGUUUGUGAAACUCGACUGACCAAAAAUCGUUUGUACUUGCCAUUCGAUUGUAAUUUUUUAUAUAAGUUUGAUAUUUUGGGGUGUUUAUCCAUUAGUUUGGAUUUAGAUCUUCUGUCUUUAGCAUGUAAAUCAAUGAUAAAUUACCUCUUUUUUGGGUGAAUUCAUUCA